AUGAGGAUGGUGAACACAACAUCGGCGUCAUCCUCUUCUUCUUGGGCAGACUUACAAUCGAAAUCAGAAAGCACCGAAACGGGAUUGAAAAUGAAAGAGCAAGCGGAACAGAGGAAAGGGGGAAAAGCUGAACCACACGUGGAUAAUCUGCUGCAUUUAUACAGCGCGAAAUCGGAAGAUGACGUGCGAUUGACGUUAUAUAGAGACCACGCGGCGUGGUGUCCGUAUUGCCAAAAAACGCUCUUGAUGUUACUCAUAAAACGCGUUCCGUUUCGAGUCGAAAAAAUUAACAUGCGUUCGUACGGUGAUAAGCCGAAAGCAUUCUUAGAUAAAGUUCCAAACGGCCUGUUACCCGCGAUAGAGCUCGACGGCGAAUUGAUGACGGAAAGUCUUCAAAUCAUGGCACGAAUUGAGAGAGAGUUUACCGGUCCAGAAUACAAAGUUAUGGUUCCCGAACAAGAGUUUGAUAGAGUAAACCAACUUUUGGGAAUGGAAAGAGAAUUAUUUGGAGCGUGGUGUGGAUUCAUCUUUCGCCCGUCGAUGCCAUUUGGCGUCGGAGGGGCGAGAGGCGGAUUCGAGGCUACAUUAGACCGAAUUGAACAAGCGCUGGGAGUUACUGCCGGACCGUGGUUUUUGGAAAAUCAAGAACAUCCGAGUCUCGUAGAUUUACAGUUUGUCAGUCACGUGGAGAGAAUGAACGCUUCGUGUGUAUAUUGGAAAGGGCUAAACUUGCGAGGAAAUAGCAGAUGGAAAAACAUCGAACGAUGGUUUCAAGCGUUUGAGGAGAUCCCAGAAUAUAGAGCCACGAAAUCGGAUUAUUACACGCAUGUGAUGAACAUUCCGCCGCAAUAUGGACCUGGUUACGAAGAUAACACGGCUGAAGUCAAAGAAGCGAUGCGCAUCAUCAACGGAGAAGGAGAUAGCUGGAGACUCCCGAUUCAAUUGAAUACGAAUUCUUUGGAACCUAUUAACGCGUGCGAUGUUGGGAAAGAAGAAGAAGCCCGACAUGAAGCUGCGUAUAAACUCAUAUCUAAUUCGAAAAAUGUCGCCAGAUUUGCCUGUCGCGGCGCCGGCGAAGCAGGAAGGAAACAAUUUCAGGCACCGCUUGCGGAUCCAUACGCAGUUCCAAACGAGAAAUACGUGGACUCGGUCGAUGCAUGGUUGCGAAUCGUCGCCGACGCUAUGCUUGACGGCUCGGCUGAGCCACUACAACCGUCAGAACCGAAGAAGGACAAAGAAAUCGCAAAGUGCCUGCGCUACUUGAGAGAACGAGUCGGUGUCCCGAGAGACAUGAGUUAUCCGGCUGCGAUGCAAUUCCGUGCACAUCUCAAUUGGGCCAUCGACCAAUUAGAUUGA
This is a messenger RNA of Bathycoccus prasinos, 1356 nucleotides long. RefSeq names its product glutathione S-transferase. Gene Ontology annotation, cellular component: cytoplasm. NCBI's taxonomy places the organism in Eukaryota, Viridiplantae, Chlorophyta, Mamiellophyceae, Mamiellales, Bathycoccaceae. The transcript has a single exon. The coding region runs from base 1 to 1356 and encodes 451 amino acids. The record is from RefSeq and is a predicted model, not a curated record.